GUUAUUGACUGGUAACUCUUUUGUGCAAGGAACCAGCUUGCAACAGAAUCAGCUGGCCAGGGUUUCCAGCCAAACCCGGCGAAUAUUCUGAAAUCUGGGUCAGUCUGCUGAAAGAAAAUGUGCUAGAUGAAAGGAAUAGUGUCGUGGAAGAUAUCUUUUAGUCAAACAGGAAAGUGAGGGGAAGAGUGGAGACAGCAGAAACAUGCCUAGAAAAAGAAACUGGAAAAAGGGUGUUGUUAAAAGGAAAGACGUUGAAGAAGACCAUCUUAAAACCUUCAAGAAGACAGUACCAUGUGGAAGAUACAAGACUACAAACUUAGUUCUUUUUGAAGACUUAGAGAAGACUGAAAAACGUCUACAGUACAUACAAGCUAGAAAUGAGAGACGACUCUGCUCAGAUGAAGAUAAUCAACAAGAGAACUCAUCUAACAAGAUAGCAGAAUUGAAACAAGAGAAACAACAAAUGAAAGAAGAAAUAGCAUUGUUGAAAUUGAAGAUUGAUGUUUUGUUAAAUAUGUUGGCACAGGCUACUGCUGUCACCAAUUACCAACAUGAUGAGCUGAAAAGACUCAGAGCUCAAAUUGGAAACACCUAGGAAGACCACAGAAUAAAGACCUAUAGAUCUGAUUGUUCAGUUAAAGUUCAUACAUGAACUGUUUUGAUGAUUCUGUUUGAAUACAAUUGUAUUUAUCUGAAAUUUUUUACAAGUUUAAAUUUUUUUAAGAUGUUUUGAUCUUUCUUCUUUUUUUCAACUUUAAAUCAAAUGGAACUUGAAAUUUAGACCAUUGAAUUUUUUUUAUUAGAAUGUACAAGUUUGUAUUACAAUAAGAUAAGAACUUUAACAUUUUACAUGUUAGUGAAAUUAAACUUUUGCUAAACAUUGAAAUUUCCAUAUUGACUUAGUUAUUUGUUUAGAUUGAGCAGACGACAUACACAAAUCACUGAAACUAAAAACCAAGACAAUAUAGAAAUACAAUAUAUAUCUGUUAGCACAAAUUUGUUAAUGUAUACAUUGUUAUUGAAGAUAAAAACUUGGCUAAUGUACUUUUUUAUACAGAUUAGCCAAGUUUGUGUGAAUUUUACCAUUGGCACUAAAUACUGUGUAAAAUUCAUAUCAUAGUGGUUUAAAUGUACAGUAUAAAAAGUUAUGUUACAAUUGUAAUAUUUGCCAGUUUAUGACCUCAAAUGACAAGGUUUUUUAUUUUGUGAAUUUGAGCUGUGAUUUGUGGCAUUGUAAAUUUAAAAGAAGUUAACAGAGCCAGUUUCUACAUAUGUUAGUUAUGAGGAUUUUGUAAUAGUUUUCCCUAAACCCAUAUUCUUUUCAGGAUAUUUGCUACAUUAAUAGCUUUAAUUAACAAACAAAACAUGCUUUAAAUUUGUAUAAUUUUUGUUAAAACUGUCAAAAAGUUUGAAGUACUUAUAUUACUGUAAAAGAUUAUACUAUUCUGUGAUAUUUUAAGAAUAUUGUUAAUUGACAGCAGUUAUUGUUACACAGUUAAUAUUUUUGUAUGAUAACUUUAAAAUAACCUUUCUUUAUCAUUCUUGUAUUGUAAUUCUACUUAACGUUAUCGACCUAAAAAAAUUUAGUACAUAAAACUUGCAUAUUCUUUUAAGUAGUUAUCAAAUGAGAUUAGAAAUACAGAACACCAAGUUAUAUUAACAUGUCUUGUACAUGUGUCCUUCAGUAUUUAACACAUGGUUUUGGCAGAAAAAAGACACGAUAACAGUACAACAUAAGCUCAAUAUGGAUUAAGAAUAACAAAAUCUUCAUAGUUUCAUUUACAAAAACCGAAAAAAUAAAGAAGUGUUUUUUAUAAGUGGAUAAACCAUGUUACAUGUGUUUUUUUUUUGGCAAGUUUAAUGUACAUGUGUUAAGUAUGGGAAAGUUUAAUGUACAUUUGUUAAUUAUGGACAAGUUUAAUUUACAUGUGUUAAGUAUGUGCAAGUUUAAUUUACAUUUGUUAAGUAUGGACAAGUUUAAUGUACAUGUGUUUAAUAUAGACAUGUACAUGUAUGCAUUAAGCAUAAUUUUGUUGAAUGUACAUGUGUAGAGACUUUUGAGAUUAUAUUAAAGAAGAUCAAAAGAAUCUUCCACUUCUGAAUUGUAAUGUACAGUAUAUAGGUGAAUUAAUUACAAAUUUUGAUAACUUUUAGUUAAGUCUUGUUAAAAAGAUAGAAGAAAAUAAAGGCAAAUUAUCAUUUA
Molecule: messenger RNA, 2203 nt
Organism: Mytilus californianus (California mussel)
Lineage: Eukaryota; Metazoa; Mollusca; Bivalvia; Mytilida; Mytilidae
Exons: 5
Coding region: 203-595 (130 amino acids)
Source: RefSeq, a predicted model, not a curated record